Diabrotica virgifera virgifera (western corn rootworm) is the source of this 9439-nucleotide messenger RNA. It is a transcript of the gene Fmr1, whose product is annotated as fragile X messenger ribonucleoprotein 1 homolog. The record is from RefSeq and is a predicted model, not a curated record. Gene Ontology annotation, biological process: regulation of mRNA stability; negative regulation of translation; anterograde axonal transport. The transcript is spliced from 11 exons. Gene Ontology annotation, cellular component: neuronal cell body; membrane; axon. NCBI's taxonomy places the organism in Eukaryota, Metazoa, Arthropoda, Insecta, Coleoptera, Chrysomelidae. Bases 67 to 1881 code for a protein of 604 amino acids. Gene Ontology annotation, molecular function: translation regulator activity; protein homodimerization activity; mRNA 3'-UTR binding.
AACCACAGCAAACCUCAAAUACGCUCUCCGCUCAAGGUUGUUUUCUCUUCCAAGAACCAAAUCAACAUGGAGGACCUAACUGUGGAAGUAUGCGGCGAAAACGGAGCUCUUUAUAAGGGUUUUGUUAUAGACGUUUUCGAUGAUGAGGUUCUUAUACACUUCGAAGAUGGUUGGCAGCCAGACUCAAAAUUCCCCUUUAGUCAAGUUAAAUUACCCCCAAAACCAGAUCCCAAGGUAGAAUUUACAGAGAAUAUGGAAGUAGAGGUAUAUUCUAGAGCUAAUAACCAAGAAGCCUAUGGAUGGUGGAAAUCAAGGAUAAAGAUGAUGAAGGGCGACUUCUAUGUCCUUGAGUACAUGGGUUGGGAAACAACCUACACAGAAAUAGUUAGUGUGGACCGUCUUAGAGCUAAAAACAGCAAUCCUCCAAUUGAUAAAAAUAUGUUCCACAAAUUUGAAAUCGAAGUUCCUGAAGAUGUUCGUGAAUAUGCCAAGAUAGACAGUGCUCAUAAAGAGUUUCAAAACUCAAUACAUGCAGGAAUCAUAACCUAUAAUGCUGAAAAGGGAGUUUUGAACGUAGUGUCUAGGUGUGAGCAAAGCAGUAAGUUGGCGGCGAUGCUGCAAGACAUGCAUUUCAGAAGCCUCUCACAAAAAGUGCUCUUAUUAAAACGUACAGAAGAAGCUGCCCGUCAACUGGAGAGUACCAAAUUGGCGACAAUAGGAGGGUAUUCAGAUGAGUUCAUCGUUAGAGAAGAUUUAAUGGGUUUGGCAAUCGGAGCGCACGGUGCUAACAUUCAACAAGCUCGAAAAGUAGAUGGAAUUACCAAUAUUGAAUUAGAGGAGAAUUCUUGCACGUUUAAAAUUUAUGGUGAGACUGAUGAGGCUGUGAAAAAGGCGCGAUCCAUGUUAGAAUAUAGCGAAGAAUCUCUCCAAGUUCCCAGGGCGUUGGUCGGCAAAGUUAUAGGCAAGAAUGGCAGGAUCAUCCAAGAAAUUGUCGACAAAAGCGGGGUGGUAAAUAUAGUACGGGUUAAAAUUGAAGGUGACAAUGAGCCACAACCGACCAUUCCACGUGAAGAAGGGCAGGUACCUUUUGUUUUCGUAGGAACUGUAGAGAGUAUAUCUAAUGCAAAAGUACUUCUGCAGUAUCAUUUAGCACACCUAAAGGAAGUAGAGCAGCUUAGACAAGAAAAAUUAGAAAUCGAUCAGCAACUGCGCAGCAUCACCGGUUCAAGCUUAGGUUCAAUGCAAAGCCUCUCUAUGAGUCGCCGAAACGAUCGAGGCUACAAUUCAGACAUGGACGGCAACAGUAGAUCUGGCAGAGGCGGUUCGAUGAGAGGGCGAGGCGGCCGCGGAAGGGGUGGCAGAGGAGGAGGCGGCGAUAGAUACAAUUCUGGUUCGAGACAUCAAACGCCGGACACAACAGACGAACGCGUUCACGACUUACCGCCACGUUAUUACGGAGGACCUAGAGGUAGAGGUGGGCGUCGAGAUCUGCGGCGUGACGACAGAAGGCGCACAACAGAUGACGAGGAUACUGUCCUAGACAGCCAAGAGGUUUCCAGUGUCGAUAGAGAGUCAGUAUCUAGCGCAGAUGUGUCACUACCUGCCGAUGGUGGAUCCCAGCGCAGGCGCAGACGUCGUGGAAGACAGCGUAGCCGUACCCCCUCCCUAUCAAUGACCCGUGAACCAGGUAACGAGAUCUUUGUUGCAGUAAAUAACCACCACGGCGCUACAGGACUCAACGAUGCUUCACAUAACGACAACGGCCAUCACGACAACAUAUCCAAGCCUCGAGACACCAAGAACCGCUCUAACAGACCUCCCCAGACGCGCAGGAACGAUCCCAAACCCAAGGAAACGUUGGUGAACGGUACCGCCACGUAGAGCCCAAUGUUCGCAUCCCUUGAAUGUUUGUGCGCUAUCGUCUAUUCUCGGUAGAACGAACUCUUAGGUUUAAUUCACUGUAAGGUUUUCUUGGAUGAUUCCUAAUAGAGGGUGGUAUGGCGGUUAUAUGAUAUUUUUAAGGCGGAGAAAAUUUAGGCAGUUUAGGCGGAAAGGUCUAGAUGCAAUUUUUGAAAUUAUUAAGGGGAAAAAGUACUUAAUUAAGUUACUUAAGUAUUGUAUGAACGAUUGCAAAGCUGCAAUAAAGUGUUUUAAAAGUUUAUUAGGUGAUUUUGUCAUGCUAUGCAUUUUAAAUACUGUAAUUAUCUUCAGCAAUUGUAUAUCCAUUUGUUUCUGUUUUUGAAGUUUUUUUUUUCUAUUUUAUCCUUUUUAUCGUGUUUUUUGUAUAAUUCUAUAUUUCCUAGUUAUUUGAUUUUUUUUUAUUUUAUGUAAAAAACACUCGGUUUUUUCUUUCUAAUUCUACGGUCCUUAUCGUAAGUCUAAGAGUUAACAUGUUUACUUCAUUUUUGUGUCAACGCUUCACUUUAUUUCCGUAUAUUAUUUUUCUCUUAUAUUUCUUGAAUAUAAUUAUAUAAACUGUUGGUGAAGUAGUUACCACGUUUUGGGUUUGGUUUUGUUUUCAUUAGCAUUUUUCUUACUUCCCCUGUUUACCAUAUCUCUUUGUUGCCUAAUUGUAGUAUCUUCUUGUUUUAUGACGUUUUUGCAUAGUCAACUUCGACAUCAAUAGACUUCUUAAAAUAUUUCUAAUAUUUUAAGCAUCGUGAGGAAUACUGUACAUACCACCAAUCACUUUGCUCUUUAGGUUUUGUAUAUUAUAUCGUAGUUUGAAGAGAAUUUCUACUUGUAAGAGUUCUGUACGUAGUGGGUUCCAGAAGUACCUAACUCAACAACGAAAGCAAAGAAAUUGAAAAAAAUUAUUUAUUUUUCAACAUAAUCUCUUUUCAGUUCUAUAUACUUUUCACAGCGAUGUUCAGUUUUGAUUGUUCGGUUGUCUAGGAUGUGAGGUGAUGGACCUAUGUUUACUCCAUGGCUAUGAAACGGCGCAAAAAUUCUUCUUUAUUGCUGUGAAAUUUUGCGAAACACUUAUUGAAACACUUGAUUUGCAGCAUUUUUUGCAAUGCUUACUAAGACUCAUAUUGAUUGGGCUGAGGCGAACAAUGUGGUGUUUUCAAACUUGAAACAGAGGCUUUAUAGAUUGUGUACUUUUUAAUUCAGUUAUAUUUUUUUAAACAACUAUCGCUGUCUCUGUUAAAGGCCGUGUACUUCUGAUUCCACCCAGAUAUAGUGCUGCUAAAGUGUAACUUCAUUAUCAAAUCUUCAAUCUAAUUGAAGAUUUUUCUACCAGUUACUCCAUCGACCCAUCCUUCUAAAGCCAUCUUCAUGACAUAUGACAUGUUCGCCACAAAUGUCAAAGCGCAUCCUUGUCUAACCCCUCGCUUUGCUCUGAAUUGGCUUAAGAAUUUCUAAUCUAAUCAUACUGUGGAUUGAUCUAGUUGGACUGGUACAUAUUUUCAAUAAGUGUCAGCAGAUGUAUUAGUGUACCAGGUUGCCACUCAUUUAUAUUAAAAUGGACUAAAGAUUCUGAAUGCCUUCUGAUAGUUAACGAAUUUUCUCGACUUUUCGAUGAGUUGUCCUUAGUUCAGAAUUUGCUCCCGGAAUUCUUUUCCCUUUACUGUUUUUUUACUUAUUUCUUAUGUAACUUAUCUGUUUUUUGUCUAGUAGAAUAUAAAUUAAGAUACACCAAUCAAAUGGUCAUUUUCCAGAAUUCCAAACAGCGACACAUAUAAUGGAUAUGUCCUUUGUCACCUAGUGACUGCAUCAUAUCUGCUGGUUUUGUGUCAGUGCCUGGGGAUUUAUUCUUUUUAGCGCUUUCAUUGCAUCUUUUACUUCAGAACCGUAGAUUCUCUAGGGUACUAGGAGGGCCAUAUAUUUCUGCUGGAGUCUCUAUAAAUCUAUAUAAAUUCCUCAUAAUAAUAGUUUUGCCUCGUUUCCAAUAUUUCGUUAUUAUCGGUUACCUUGCUUAUCCAUCAGAGACCACAUUUGAGUUGUAAACUCUUUGUUAAGGAGUUUGACCUUUUGGAAUAAAUCUUUCAGUUCAUUCGAACAACCAUGUUCUUCUAAAUAUUAUAGGUAUGGGUGUUUAAAGCGAUUUGUUUUAGUUAGUACAACAGGGUUAAGCAACGACGUUUCUAAUAUCUGUUUAUAGAAUUUCUAAUUUCUUUUUAUAAGAUAGAUAUACAGUACGUAAAUCAUUCGGCUGGACAUAGGGAUUAUACAUUGAGAGAAUUGUGGCAACUGCGGUAACCUGUGUUAGUUGAAGCUUCUGUUCGAGUACGAGUUUUUGGUGUAAUAGAGCUGUUAGAACGAAUAGAAUGAGUGAAUUUUGAAGCAAUGCUGUCCAUAAUUAAAUCGAAAACGAUUAAUGAGUUAAUAAGUUUACUUUAAUUUUUAAAAUAUUUAUUUUUAAAAACUAAUUUCAAAACUAAACAGUUUUCCCAUUCCCUUAGGCCAAAAAUAUUUAGCUACUACAUUGUAAUAUUUUGGCGUUUAUUUGUGUCAGAGUUGUCAAUUUUGAGGUUAAUGCCCCUUAAUGCUAACAACCAUCAUGUCAUCGAGAGAGCUUAGUUGCCACAAUUGUCUCAAUAUAAUACAAUGUAUGUAUUUAUGUAUCUAAGUAUGUACAAUGUAUGUUUCCUAUGUCCAGCUGAACGAUUUACGUACUGUAUUUAUAUACUUACGUUGAGUGCGUUACGAGGCAUAUAUGUCCCGUAGUGAACCUUUGCCACAGUUCGUUAGGACAGAGUCGACGCAGCCAACCGUUAGUGUAAUACGAGGUCUGUUUGUCUCGUAACGCAGCCAAGGUGUUAACUUUCAGCAUGCAUGUUUUACCAUUAAAAAACAUGAGAUAUGCAGGUGAACUUCAAAUAGUUCGUCGAAUCUUAAGAUAAUUUACAGUGUUUUCAUCAAAACACUUUAUUUAGUACGAAAUUUUUGUUGCCUAAUAAGUCUUUAUGAUCAUAUUAAAAUAAACGUUGUUACCCCUCUACAGAAAACCGUACAGUGGUUAAAAUUGGAAUAUUUGCGCUACCGUUUACAGAAUAAGAACAUUAUUUAGUUUUCGUUAUUGUUAAUUUUUGUGUUGCAUAUCUUUUCCCGGUGUAGUCAUGAAAUAAUAUUAAAAUAGUGGGUGGUCUGCUACCCCACCUCGGAUGAGACCUUGAAAGACUGCUUGGUUCUGUGAACCAUCACACCAAGUUCGCUGCUAGAAGACUGUGAGUGUGAUUGACUUUUAGUAGAUAUAACCUGGAAGAUUUGUGACAACUUUUCUAAUUUUUCAUACAUUGAUGUUACUCUCCCUAUCUGCGCACACGAUAAGAUUUGUUAUCGGUAGGUACUUUGCUAGGGGGCAUCAAUAUGAAGCAACUUCGGUGAAAUGAUGAAGGAAAUUAGAUUUUAGUACAGGGUGUAUGUAAAGAACGUUCGAAUGGUUUGCGAAAUGAACAUCGGAUCGAAAAACUGAAAAACAUGUGUUAAUAUUUUUUAAAAAUCUAUCGAAUGACACCAAACACGAACCCCCAGCCACGCCCCCUAGAGCGGGGAGGAGGCACUUUUGAAAUCCUAUAUAGGAAUCCCCUUUUUAUUGCAGAUUAUAAUUCAUAUAAUUCAGAUAUCCUCAUAAAAAAAAAUAAGUAAAUUUUAUAAGGAACAUUUUUUCUCAUUGUUGAUACGUGGGGCUAUAAUCGUCAAAAAGUGAGUAUCGUCAUACCAUAGGUAAAUUAUAGAAACGGUAAUAUUUCGAGAAAUACACUUCCAACUUAAAAACAAAAAACACAUUUUUUCAUUUAGAAGAGUAUUUCUCAAGAUAUUAGACCAUUUCCAUAAUUUUUCUAUGGUACAAGGAUAAAUCGUUUAUUUUUACAGAUUAUAGCGCCAUCUAUCAAUACUUCUAAAAGUUCCUCGAAUAAAAGUUACUUAUUUUUGUAUAAGGAAUCCAAAGCUACAAUUAAAGUCGUGUUUAGCGUCAUUCGAUAUAUUUGUGAAAAAUAUUGAACACGUGUUUUUCAGUUUUUCGAUCCGCUGUUAGUUUCGCGAAAUAUUCCACUGUCCCGCUUCUUUUCAUACACUCUAUACAAUGUCCGUCUUUCUGUUGAAGAGCUUGUGAGAGUCUACAGCUUGGUUGCUUAUUUCUCUGCUUAUAGACCAGGGCGCACCUGUAAAAAUAUUAGUACAUUUGGAUGUUGAGAGGUGACUCAUAUUUUUUUGCAGAAAUUGCUUGAAAAUAACUCAUGUAAUAAUAUUUGAGUUGUCCUCCCACUCAAAAAGGUCCGGAACAUUGUUUAAAUAAUCAAAAUGUCAAAAAAUGAAGGAAAAAUUCGAUUUUUUUCUUCGUUUUUUGUUUAUAACUUUAAAAGUAUUCAUUUCCGACAAAAGUUGUACUGACAUAAAAGUUGCGUAAUUAAAUUUCCAACAAUAUAGUAUUAGUUAAAAGUUUUAAAAAUUGUCACCCUUGUUGCAAAAUAGCAAUAAUUGCGAAAAAAACCAUAAAAAACAAGUAUUCGCAUUUUACGUUUUUCAACCAUUUAUGCUACACUUAGGACCUUCACAUAUGCAAUUGUUUAAAAAAUAUUUCACAAACAAUAAUCAAAUUAGUUUGAUUUUUGUGGAAUUAAAAUAUUAAAAUACAACAAAAUAUAGAGCAAGAAAAUAAUAAUAUAAUAUGGUAAAGAUUGGAAGAAAUUAUGGUGGAAAUCAACUUGUGUGAAUCGAACACUGCUGUCCUGCGCGUCGCACCAAAAAUUAAUGUUGAUUUAAAAAAAUUCCUGACGCCGUGGUAGUUAAGCGAUUUUAAUUUUGCAAAUUGCAAAUGAAAGGUACAGUAUUCUUCUAUAUGUAAAAACAAAAAUUCAACUUGCUAUCUGCUUUAUUUUCAGUCCUGCAACAUUUUGAAAAAAUGAAAUUUAUUUGCGAAAGCUGGAUUUCAAAAUUUAUUUUGCAAAAUCUAUUGAACCGAUCUUAAUAAAAUUUACAGUAUUGUUUUACUAUAUCAUAAAGUUUUUCUGGGUAAAAUAUGAAGGUCUUAAGGGGCUAUCCUAGUGUAAAAGUACGAAAUUCAUAUACUUUUUUGGGAAUUUCUAAAAUAAAAAGUACUGUACCAAUUGUUUUGAAAAUUGUCAUGAGCAUUUAUUGGAUAAAGAAGUACAUAUAAAAAUAUUUUCAUAACAAAAUAUUGAAAAUUAAACGAUUUAUGCGCCAUCUACUGGCACCGUGAAAAUAAAAACAUAGCUCCACUGCUGCAGUGAUUGGGACUAAUAGAGAUCCUGAAUCAAAAAAUUUCAAAGUUAUUAUUGAAAUAUAAGUUAUUUUCUAUACCAUCAACUAGGGGUUUUUGAUCGGAUAAAAAAUGUCAAUUUGACAGUUUUUGAAACUGAAAAUGUUUUAGCUAAUCUUAAAAGAAAUUUUCAACACUUCGUCAUUUUUCCAAAUUUUAAUAUUUUUCAAAAAUCCUAGUUGAUGGUAUAGGAAAUAACUUAUACUUCAAUAAUCACUUUGAAACUUUAUGUUUCAGGAUCUCUGUUAGUUCCAAUCACUGCAGCAGUGGGGCCGUGUUUUUAUUUUCAUGGUGUUAGUAGAUGGCGCAUAAAUCGUUUAAUUUUCGAUAUUUUUUUAUGAAGAUUGUUUUACAUGUACUUCUUUUUAUAAUCAAUGUUCGUGCAAAUUUUAAAAACAAUUGGUAUAGUACUUUUUAUUUUAGAAAUUCCCAAAAAAGUAUAUGAAUUUCGUAUUUUUACACUAGGAUAGCCCCUUAAGUCUAGCAUAAACGAUAAAAAAACGUAAAAUGCAAAUAUGUACUUGUUUUUUUAUGUUUUUUUUCGCAAUUAUCGCUAUUUUGCAACAAGGGUGACAUUUUUUAAAGAAUUUAACUAAUCCUAUAUUGUAGGAAAUUUAAUUACGCAACUUUAAUGUUACUGCAACUUUUCUGGGAAGUGAACACUUUUAAAGUUAUAAUCAAAAAACGAAGAAAAAAAUCGAAUUUUUCCUUCAUUUUUUGACAUUUUGAUUAUUUAAACAAUGUUCCGGACCUAUUUGAGUGGGAGGAUAACUCAAUUAUUAUUGUAUGAGUUAAUUCUAAGCAAUUUCUGCAAAAAAAUAUGAGUCACCUCUCAACGUCCAUCUCAAAACAGAUGCGACCUGGACUAUUAGACAGACAUAAAUAUGACAAAAUUUAUGAGAAUUUAAUGAAAGGGGAAUUAUUUUUAUACAAAGGAUCGAUGAGAGCAAUGUUUUGAGGUUAGGAGCUCAAGAAGUAUCACCAACAACAGAAGCCUAAAAAGUGUACAUUGGUUUGAAAGGUUCUGUUGUAAUAUCUAAAGUCCUUUUUCUGAAAUUGUUUCUUUGUGGCAUUCAAUGCCUUCUAAAGUCCUCAACUAUCAGAUCAUUUUUGGGAUAACUUCCAAGGUUGAUAAUGAGCGGUUCUAGGAAUUAUAAAAAAACACUUGGACCAGGAACUAAAAAAUAAAUAAAAUAAUCAGCAUCCUUUUGGAUUAAUUUAAUAGGUUUUUCCAACUCGAUACAAAACCGUUCUUGAAUCGUUACGCGCAUGCGCAUACUCGUAACCGCUCAAGAACGGUUUUGUAUCGAGUUGGAACAAACCUAAUAUUUACUUACCUAUUUCGUAAUAGGAGAAUUCUUUUAGAAACGGUCUUAGCUAACUUUUGUAAACUACAGACAAAAUAUCGUUUGUGAAAGGGCUUAGUAAGGGGUAAGUUUAUUUAAAAAAAUUUGUCUUAUGAAUGUAGUAAGUAAAUAGUAAAUUAAUGUGCAUUAUUUUUUUUAGUUUGGUGAUCCAAGUCGUUUUUUUUUUCGAUUAUUUCGGGGAGCGUUACCUAGCAAAAUUGGAGGAUACACUGAAAUUGAUCUUGAAUACAUACCUUGACGUUAAGUAUCGUCUAAUAUUUUAAAUCUGACAACAUAAACGUCAAAUAAAAAAGAUUAUUUUAUAAUUUAUGGUAAAUCAUCAACAAAAUAUUUGAAAAAAGUCGUAAAGUUUCAACAGUAUAGAUCAGGGUAUACUUCUCGUACAUUGAACAGUAUUAUAAAACCUUACAAGUCCUCAGAUAUUGCUUUUAUAUGAUGUAUAAUUUACAAAAAAUACACUAUUAUCAUCAUUUCACCGAUUUGCCUUCGACCUGUGCCCUAACCAUGUAUAUUUUCGUUGUAUAACGAAACUGUAAUGACCUUCUACCUGUCGAAUAUUAUUUGCCAUCGGUUAACUAAAUAUUUCUGUGACAAUUUGUAUUUAUAAACUUUAUUUAUUAUUUUUUAUUUUGUUUCUUGGUAGUUUGUAGCACUGUAAAUUACUUACAGGUUGUUCUUUUCUUUUGUAAUAUUUAAGUGUAACAAUGUAAAUACACGUCCUGAUUUUUUUGUAGAUUUUAUGGCGUUUUGAUCAUUUGCUCAUGUUAUUUUCAAAUUACACCAAUAUGUUUAUCUGCUGUGUAUUAACAACACAUUUUGCAUCAAUAAAAUGAGUCAAAAAUCA